UGCCUUUAUUCAUACAUAGUUUUCAGUUGUAAAAGAAAUUCACACCAAUUUGGACGCUUCUUUCGCAAUCUAAACUGAUCAACAAAAUGGAUAACAAAGAAAUAUCAUCGCGUAUUGAUGAUAACGAUUUGAAGACAAAACUUGACGAAUUGCUACACUGGUUCGAGGGCAAUCCAAAUUUGCCACAAAAAGUUGAACAAAUUGUAUUGCUGCGCUUUCUAAAAUGCAUGCAAUACGAUAUGGCCAAGACAAAAACUCUGAUCGAGUUAAAUUACAGCAUACGGAAUAAGAAUCCCAAUUUGUUCAUAGAUCGUAAUAUGGAGGAUGAGAUGACAGCCAAAGGUCUUAAAGUAUCGGAUAUAGUUAUAUUACCUGGAUUAACACCAGAGCGCUACAAAGUGCUAUUUUUUCGUAUGGUCGAUUUUGAUCCAAGUACACGCAAUUCUGUGGAGGAAACCAAAAUCUUUUUUAUGAUGGCCGAUGCUCGCUUCACUAUGCCCGAUGUGGAGAAAACCGAAAAGGAAUUGGCGGCCGGAACUUUAUCUGAUUCGGAUAUUGCCGAAGGAGAUGUACAAAUUGUCGAUAUCAAGGGUUAUACAAUGCGACAUUUGGCCUAUGUGUCUAUAUUUGUAUUACGCGUAUAUAUGCGAUUUCUGCAGGAAGCGUACCCAUCCCGAUUACGGGCACUACACAUUAUCAAUUGUCCCUCAUUUCUCGAUCGCAUGUUGACCGUAAUGCGGCCCUUUAUACGCGAAGAAGUCCAUAAAAUGAUCAAAUAUCACACAGAAGGUCUAGAGAGUUUGUAUGAGGAUGUGCCUAAGGAUAUGUUGCCAGAGGAGUAUGGGGGCAAAGCAGGAACUAUGGCUGAACUUAAAACGAAAUGGUUACGCACUCUAAAAGAAAAGAGUGCCUACCUUAGGGAUGAGACAUAUUGGCGAAAUCAGUCACAGGGUCGAAGUCGUUGGUCUUGGUUCUGACAAACUGCUGAAAAUGGAGAAUUUGAUAUGUGAUUAAAAACUUGGCAUUAGUAUGUAUAUUGGAAAUAAGUAUCUUGCCCAACAAUUAGUAGAAAAAUUAGAUAACAAAUGCAAAAAGGGAUAUAUGUUAUAAAAACAAUAAAGUUGCAAUAUUUUUUUCCUCACUCUUAAGCAAGGAAAAUAGUUUGAUAUAAA
This is a messenger RNA of Drosophila willistoni, 1172 nucleotides long. Its product is annotated as alpha-tocopherol transfer protein-like. Gene Ontology annotation, cellular component: membrane. Gene Ontology annotation, molecular function: phosphatidylinositol bisphosphate binding. The coding region runs from base 87 to 977 and encodes 296 amino acids. The record is from RefSeq and is a predicted model, not a curated record. NCBI's taxonomy places the organism in Eukaryota, Metazoa, Arthropoda, Insecta, Diptera, Drosophilidae. The transcript is spliced from 6 exons.